GGAGAUGUCUGUCGUAUCGCUGAAUUGUUGCCCAAAUUAAGUGCGAAUAAUUGUGAUGCGGUACUGAAUGGAGCAACACUGGACAAGAAAUGUGCUUUGUAUAUAGCGUGUUUGAACGGUCAAAUAGACGUGGUAGAAGCGUUGCUGAAUGUGCGUGGUCAUAUGCUGAUUCAACCGAAUACACACGAUACGGUCUUGCAUGCAGCCAUUUCAUCACAACAGCCUGAGAUUGUGCUGUUGAUUCUGAGAGUGAGUUUAUUAAUGUUAUUGUGA
Anisakis simplex (herring worm) is the source of this 273-nucleotide messenger RNA. NCBI's taxonomy places the organism in Eukaryota, Metazoa, Nematoda, Chromadorea, Rhabditida, Anisakidae. The record is from the annotation of a GenBank genome assembly.